ACUGCAGGAAGACACAACGCCAUUUCCACGCACUACAGUCCCAGACCGAUGCGUUUGCGCGGAGUGCCGAGUGUUUUCGCAAACUCUAUCGUCCUGCAUUAUGUGUAUAUGAUUAUUCGUCUGUCGUUUCUGCAUUAGUCUGUGAUUUGCGCUCCUGCUGGACGAAUCGGACUGUCAUUGGCAGGAACUUCUCUCGUCGCGCUCCGGAAGACCAGAGAGAGAGGACGCAUAAUCACACAACCGGUCCGGCUGCCCGAUUCCAGCACCAAAUUCUCGCUAUAAGGCCGCGGAACAUUAUAUUGGCUUUGUAUUUGACCUGGUGGGACCGGAGAAACGAACCCUGUUUCGGUAGUGGGUGACCUGGAUGUUCCGCAGAACGGAUGCGUGAGGACAUGUCGAGCAUGGUGUGUGUGAAGGAGACGGAGGGCCAGGGGGACCCCGGCGAGAAGCUGUCACAGGAUGAGCUGCUCAGUCGGACACGGGAGGUCAUGCAGGGACUGGAAGCGCUCCGUGCCGAACAUCAGGCCAUCCUGGACGGGCUGAUGGGGACCUUGCGCUGCCUCAAACAGAGUCAGGAGGGUCGUGCUGUGGAGGAGAAGACAACCAUGAUCCAACGCUCACUGGAGAUGCUAGAGCUGGGCCUUAGCGAAGCACAGGUGAUGAUGGCUCUCUCAGGACACCUGAGCGCAGUGGAGGCAGAGAAACAGAAGCUUCGUGCACAGGUGCGCAGAUUGUGUCAGGAGAACCAGUGGCUGAGGGACGAGCUGGCAGGAACCCAGCAACGGCUGCAGAAGAGUGAGCAGAGCGUGGCCCAGCUGGAGGAAGAGAAGAAACAUCUGGAGUUCAUGAACCAGCUCAAGAAAUAUGACCAGGACCUGAGCCCAUCUGAUGAUAAGGACUCUGAUUCCAGUAGGGAGACACUGGACGAUCUUUUCCCAGAUGAGCAGGAUGAGCCGGGUCCUGGUAUUCAGCCUUCUCACAGCAGUGCAGCAGCAGCAGCGCAGCAGGGUGGGUACGAGAUCCCUGCUCGUCUCAGGACCCUCCACAACCUGGUGAUCCAGUACGCCUCACAGGGCAGGUAUGAGGUGGCCGUGCCUCUCUGCAAACAGGCUCUGGAGGAUCUGGAGAAAACCUCUGGACACGACCAUCCUGAUGUAGCUACCAUGCUCAACAUUCUCGCCCUCGUUUACAGGGACCAGAAUAAAUACAAAGAGGCAGCAAACCUCCUUAACGAUGCGCUGGCCAUCAGAGAGAAGACACUGGGCAGAGAUCACCCUGCGGUGGCUGCUACACUGAACAACCUGGCCGUUCUUUACGGCAAGCGAGGGAAGUACAAGGAAGCAGAGCCUCUUUGUAAAAGAGCACUGGAGAUCAGAGAGAAGGUACUGGGAAAGGACCACCCUGAUGUUGCAAAGCAGCUGAAUAAUCUGGCUUUGCUGUGUCAGAAUCAAGGCAAGUAUGACGAGGUGGAAUACUACUAUCAGAGAGCCCUGGAGAUCUACCAGACCAAACUGGGCCCCGACGACCCCAACGUGGCCAAGACCAAAAACAACCUGGCAUCAUGUUAUCUGAAGCAGGGGAAGUUUAAGCAGGCGGAGACUCUAUAUAAAGAGAUCCUCACCAGAGCCCACGAGAGAGAGUUUGGCUCUGUAGAUGAUGAGAAUAAACCCAUCUGGAUGCAUGCAGAGGAGAGAGAAGAACAGAGCAAGGGCAAGCAGAAGGAUGGCUCUCCAUUUGGAGAGUAUGGUGGCUGGUACAAGGCCUGUAAAGUAGACAGCCCCACUGUCACAACCACACUGAAGAAUCUUGGAGCUCUCUACAGGCGACAGGGCAAGCAUGAGGCUGCAGAGACUCUAGAGGAAGCUGCUCUGCGCUCCAGAAAACAGGGUCUGGACACAGCACACAAACAGCGUGUGGCUGAGGUGCUAGGAGACGCUGAAGUACGAGAGAAGCAGCGGAGCCGUGAGAGCCUCACCUCUGACACAGUCAAGUAUGAAAGCGGCCCUGAUGGUGGAGAGGAAGUGAGUAUGAGCGUGGAGUGGAACGGGGACGGCUCUGGCUCACUGAAGCGCAGCGGUUCCUUUAGUAAACUACGGGCCUCGAUCCGACGCAGCAGUGAAAAACUGGUUCGCAAGCUCAAAGGAGGUGGCUUACGAGAAAAUGAACCCAAAAAUCCUGGCAUGAAGAGGGCGAGCUCUCUCGGAGUUCUCAACGAGCCGGAUAAACACAUGGGGGAGCUCAAAGAACGAAAUAAUUGUCUAAGGAAAGGGCGGGACUUGAGUUCCAGUCAAACUGACCUGGCGCAUUGAAGGUCUUCUUUAGGACGUCAUGAUGCAGAGAGGUACUAAGAGGACUCAGAAUUAGUGAGUCGUGCUGUCCUGGAAUACCUUCUCUGGAGGUUACUUUUGCUGUCAAGUCUUCGUACACGUAUUUAAUUUGUGGGAAGCUGUUACAACUCUAGCUGUAGAAAAGACAACUCAUGUAACGACUGUCAAACUAUCCUCAACCAGAACCAAAGUGCACAGCAAAUUUGAGAAAGUAUCAUGUUCAGCCAUCAUGAACAUUAUUCAGGCUCAGGUUGAGGCUAAACACUCUAAUUGCAUUUUGCUGCUUUUUAAUUUCUUUGAUUAGUGUUCAUUUUCUGUCACUGACAACCUAAAUGUUGUUCAUACCUUGAGUUACACCAAAGGACCACAACACUUCUGUAAAGUACUAUCACUGACUGAAUCAAUCAAACAAAUUCCCUUAAUACAGAACAAACUGGACAGUCUUUAUAAAGGUUUGCAUUUACAUAGGGUGGUGGUUCAAUGAUGCACAUUUUCUUUUACUUUUUGCUUUUAAAAAGUGGGAGGGGGUUGGCCUUAUGUUUUUAUUUUGUCUAUGAAACAAGAAGUCGAGGAAAUUGUCCUCCCUCGUAGUAAAGGAAAAUGGUUUUGAAUGUUUUACGUUGCCAAGGAGUGCUAUAUUUUUCUGAAAAACUAUAUGUUAAGAGUGUGGAUGAAAACUUUCUCAGGACUGAAUGAACAGAUUUGGUAUGCAAAGUAACACUGCACUUUGAAUGAUCUCAUAGGAUGUUACACUUGUCAAUUCUUUGCCUGUUACAAAACGAUAUUGAAUUGUUUACCUCAGUUCUAUCAGUAAUAUUUGUUUGAUCUGUGGUUUGGAUAGAUGGAAAGAUGCUUUCAGUUGAUUUUAGGGGGUUUUCUUCAAGACUUUAGGGCACUUUUGUCCAAUGGAUUUUUCAAAAAUAAACUUAAAUAUACUUUUCACACUUUCACUAGUUUAUUUAAUUUGUCCACUAACAAUGUUCAACCUUGGGUAUACAUGUAUCCCAGGAAAAAUGUCAUUUUUGACUUUUUCCCCCCCUUGAAACAACAAAUGUAAUUUUCACCACAUCUCAAAUUAAAUGUAUUUAUUUUUUAAUAACAUUCUGUGCUGAAAAAUGCAUUUUAAACAUUACAUAUUUUAAACAAAAUUACAAUUUGAUUGGAAAUGACAUGCAAUCUAAAUAUGCUCAAAAAUGAUAUUUACCUUGAUUUUUUGUUCUCUUUACACAUCUCACAUACUUUCUUCAAACAUCUCACAAAAUUUCCCAGACCGUUAUAACGUGACCUUCAUAUAACAAAAAGAAAAAUCAGUUUUAAUAAAACUUAACCCUUGGGACAUCAAAGUGCCCUUAGUUGAAGAAGUAUCCUUAAAUGUUUGGAUGGACUGGUUUCACCUCUCAAACCAGCUCUUUAGAUCUUUUCAAAUCAGAAUAUUUGCUAAUGAGGUCUGCAUGCUUAAAGGGAUAGUUCACCCAGAAAUUCUCCCAUCAUUUACUCGCCGUCAGUGUAAUAUGCGUAAUAUGACUUUAAUAUGUAGGUUCUCACAAUGCAAGUGAAUGGUGGCCAGAACUUUUGAAGCUCCAAAAAGCACAUAAAGGCAGCAUAAAAGCAAUCCACACGACUUCAGUUGGUUAAAUCCAUAUCUUGUGAAGUGAAAUGAUAGGUGUGGGUGGGAAACAGGUCCAUAUUUAAGUCUUUUUUUUUUUAUACACAUAUUCUUCUUUUAUUUUUGUUUUUUGGGCGAUUCACAUUCAUCAUGAAUAUCACCACCUACUGGUUGGGGCUGGUCAAAAGUGGAGAUAUAUAUUUACAUUUACCUACAGAGCUGAAAUGUUCUUCUAAAAAUCUUUGUUUGUGUUCUGCAGAAGAAAGUAAGUCAUGCACAUCUGGGAUGGCAUGAGGGUGAGUAAAUGAUGAGAGAAUUUUUAUUUUUAUUAUUACAAGCUGACUGCAGGAAUUUUAUCUUUCUGUCACCUUGAUCAUUGGUGAGGUAAAGCAACAGAAUAUUAUUUUACAUGGAGUUAUAAGUAUUGCUACUCUAGAUAAAAAAAAUUAAUAAAAAUAAAAAAUGCACUGGAAUAUUACAAAUGUAAUUCUGUCCCCAGAUGUUUAACUUAAGUGCCUGUUUGAAAGCAAGUGUGCCUUGUGAUUGCCCCAGGCAGGUUUUUUCUUAUUAUGUGGAAGUGGGUUUGUGUAUUUUGAGUGUGUGCGACAACAGAGCAAUCUGAACUCUGUAAGGUCAAAUAUUGGUCAAGAUGUUACAAACUAGAUAUUGAUUUAAAAAAUUGGUCAAAGUUAUGUAUCAGCAGCCCAUUAUGUAUUAGUGUAUGAUUUCUUGUAGGACUUAUGCUAAUAUAAUGCACUGAUACAUGCUACCCUUAUGCUCAACAAAUCUUCUUGAAGUAGCUUUCUAUUUUGUUUAUUGCUUCAUAUUUCAGCUUUCGUGAUAACUUUGUGUAAAAACAUCUGUAACUUUUUGACACAGUAAUUGAUUCACUUUGCACAUAUAAGUGUGUUUCGCAUGUUAGUACUCUGCAUUAGGCUGCAUCAUGCAAUAGGAUAGCUGCUCUGUGUUGGCUGGAAUUGAUUGCGCACGCAAUGUUUUACUGACAAAAGCUGGAGUGUUUCAGUAUAUGUACUCUUAAUUAUUAAAGAUAUCAUUUACAUGUUUUGUACAUGCAAUAUCAAGUUGUUUUAUGCCACUAAUUUGAGCUUUGCUACACAUAUGCUUGUGGGACUAAAUGUGCCCUGCACAUGUUUGAGUUUCAUUUUCUGAUUGUUUAAAGAAUCAUUUUAACUGUUGAUCAGUUUGUAUUACAUUUGAUCACCAUUGUUGUUCUUUUUGUUAAACAGGGUUACUGACAUGGCAUUCACUCCCUGAAGUCAGAGUUUUAACACACAAUUCAUAUGCAUAAUUGUAGUGCAGUUUUUCUCUAAAGUGCAAGAUAUGACUUAAUUUAACUUACCAAAAGGCAAUAUACAGUAUGAACAAAAAUAUAAUUCUAAAAUUAAGGACAAUAACAGCAGGGACUGUUGUGACCUGCAUGAUGUAACCCUGAAAUAUUUAUUUUCAUGUUCUGAUUUAUGAUGUUGCAUUUCUACUGUCUGUUUCUGUGUUCUCUCUUCUACUAUGUGGUCAUUGUUUUUAUGUUUGUAUGUAUAUCCUAAAAUUCGCACUGGACUCGUGUAACUUCCCCUUCUCAGGCUGCCCACUGUGUUGGCUGCACUUCAAUUACUGCCGUGUUUGUGAUGUUUUUGGCUCUCUGAGUAUUGUAUUGUAUAAUGUACAAACUUGAUUAAAGUCAUCAAAAGUAUUCUGCAACAA
Molecule: messenger RNA, 5652 nt
Organism: Myxocyprinus asiaticus (Chinese sucker)
Lineage: Eukaryota; Metazoa; Chordata; Actinopteri; Cypriniformes; Catostomidae
Gene: klc1a
Product: kinesin light chain 1a
Exons: 17
Coding region: 381-2309 (642 amino acids)
Biological process (GO): axo-dendritic transport
Cellular component (GO): cytoplasm; membrane-bounded organelle; kinesin complex
Molecular function (GO): kinesin binding
Source: RefSeq, a predicted model, not a curated record